This is a messenger RNA of Haliotis rufescens (red abalone), 2347 nucleotides long. Its product is annotated as glutathionyl-hydroquinone reductase YqjG-like. Bases 123 to 1277 code for a protein of 384 amino acids. The transcript is spliced from 9 exons. Lineage: Eukaryota; Metazoa; Mollusca; Gastropoda; Lepetellida; Haliotidae. Gene Ontology annotation, cellular component: cytoplasm. Gene Ontology annotation, molecular function: glutathione transferase activity. The record is from RefSeq and is a predicted model, not a curated record.
UCUGAAUGUCUACGAGCUUCGGUGGUUGAACAAGCCAAGGUUACACUGCAAGAAGGACUAACCAGAUGGAAUUAAAUCAGAUGAUUUAAUAACGCAUUGCGGGUACCCAAUAACAUUCUAGCAUGUCAAGCCGCUCGUUGCUAGGGCUGAUCAGAACAUCGGAAGCAUUCGGGUGGUUUUCCAACCACAGUCGGUUAUUUCACGGACACAUGCGGAGAUCGGCGAUCACUCUGUUGUCUGCUCCGAAGUUGUUGGUGUUUGGAAAGGCUACACAUCUGUCAAACUUUGCGAAAAUGAGCUCAGGUGGAAGUGGCAACAACGCGACUGGCUCGUGGAAGUCGUCAAUAAGCGAGAAGGGAGCUUUUGUCAGGAAACAGUCUGCAUUCAGGAAUGCUGUAACCGCUGAUGGAUCAAGUGGAUUCAAAGCGGAGGCCAAACGCUACCAUCUGUACGUCUCCCUGGCGUGUCCCUGGGCCCACCGUGCCCUCAUACUUCGAGCACUGAAGGGGUUGGACGAUGUCAUCUCCUGUACUGUCGUGGAUUGGAUGUUGGGAGAGGGAGGGUGGAACUUCACUGAUCAGAAGCCUAAAUGUACACUUGACUCCCUGAACGGUGCCAGCUACCUGAAGGAAAUCUACAUGAAAGCUGACCCAGAAUACAAAAGCAACAUCACAGUACCUGUUCUGUGGGACAAGCAAUUGAAGACAAUCGUCAACAAUGAGUCCAGCGAGAUUAUCAGGAUGCUAAACACGGAGUUCAAUGCAUUCUGUAAAACAUCGGAACAGCGUGAGCUGCACUUCUACCCAGCAGACCUGCAGGCGGUCAUUGAUGGCAUCAAUGAAUGGGUGUACCCCCAGAUCAACAAUGGAGUCUACCGCUGUGGGUUUGCACGGAGCCAGGAGGCGUACGACAGCGCUAUCACUGAACUGUUCCAGGGACUUGACCGUGUUGAAGAGAUCCUCAGUAAACAGCGCUACUUGACAGGGAGUCGGGUCACAGAGGCAGACAUCAGGCUCUUCACAACCCUUGUCAGGUUCGACAACGUCUACCACACACAUUUCAAGUGUAACCAACGUCAGAUUCUGAACUACCCCAACCUGUGGGGAUACACCCGAGACAUGUAUCAGCUCCCUGGGGUGUCGGCCACCGUCGACAUGGAGCACAUCAUCAAACACUACUAUGGAAGCCACAAGACUAUCAACCCCUUCGGCAUUAUUCCUGUUUGUCCCCAUCCAGACUUCACAGCCCCCCAUGACAGAGCCAGACUAUCAGCCUAGCGUUCUCAGAUGUUUCACACAGGGAUCACAGCGCUGCAAUAGUUAUGUUUGACAGUCAUGACACUAAGACUGAUUUGACAGAGCCUUGAUAGUCAGCCUAGCGUUCUCAGAUGUUUCACAAUGCGAUCACAGCACUGCAAUAGUUAUGUUUGACAGUCAUGACACUAAGACUGAUUUGACAGAGCCUUGAUAGUCAGCCUAGCGUUCUCAGAUGUUUCACACAGGGAUCACAGCACUGCAAUAGUUAUGUUUGACAGUCAUGACACUAAGAUUGAUUUGACAGAGCCUUGACAGUCAGCCUAGCGUUCUCAGAUGUUUCACACAGGGAUCACAGCACUGCAAUAGUUAUGUUUGACAGUCAUGACACUAAGACUGAUUUGACAGAGCCUUGAUAGUCAGCCUAGCGUUCUCAGAUGUUUCACACAGGGAUCACAGCACUGCAAUAGUUAUGUUUGACAGUCAUGACACUAAGAUUGAUUUGACAGAGCCUUGACAGUCAGCCUAGCGUUCUCAGAUGUUUCACACAGGGAUCACAGCACUGCAAUAGUUAUGUUUGACAGUCAUGACACUAAGAUUGAUUUGACAGAGCCAGACUGUCGGCCAAGUGAUCUCAGAUGUUUUACAAAGGGAUCACAGCACUAUCCCUCUAGCCGGGAUUUGUCCAGGAUUCUAUACUAAGGGAACAAAUUGUUAAUUUGUUCAAAAUUGGAACUUUUUGGAACAGUUUUACAUUGUGUUUGGAUAUCGCAUUCAAUGCAAUAAUUUAAACCUGUCCAUUAAAAUAAACCUAUCCAUUGAAUUAAAUAUAUUAUAUGACUCCCAGCUAAGAAAGCAACAUAAACAUCCAUAUUAUACAGAUUGUCCAACGACUGAAAAAUAUAUCCACAUUAUGAAUCCUUAAGAGACUUACUAUAUUUAACAUUGGUCUAUUCUUAACUAAAACCUUUACAAUGAGAAAUGAUAAAACACUUAUUUAAUAUUGAUACCCUUGUAUGCAGGAUAUUUAAAUAUGUGUAUUGUUGUAUUGUCGUACGAUGGCCUUUAUUCCUGAAUAAAUUUGUCUGUCUAUC